Molecule: messenger RNA, 769 nt
Organism: Schistosoma guineensis
Lineage: Eukaryota; Metazoa; Platyhelminthes; Trematoda; Strigeidida; Schistosomatidae
Source: the annotation of a GenBank genome assembly
AUGGUACAAAAAAUUCAAGAUAUCUCACUACUGCACUCAUAUUAUGUAGACCAAUGGGAUUGGGAGAUCAUUAUUCAGAGAGAUGAACGAAAUGACGAAAAAUUGGAGGAAGUAGUUGAGAAGAUAUAUGACUCUAUGAAAGUAACUGAGAACAUUUUGAUAUCAGCAUACCCAGUGUUAAAUCGCAAGUUACCGGAAAAUAUUAAAUUCAUUACAACGCAGGAAUUAGAAGAUAUCUACCCCGACAAAAAACCGGCAGAACGUGAAUAUCUUGCAGUUAAACAGUAUGGUGCUGUUUUUCUCAAACAGAUCGGAAAGCUUCUGAAAUCCAAUACGAUACACGACAAUCGAGCCCCAGACUAUGAUGACUGGGAAUUGAAUGGAGAUAUACUAGUUUAUAGUGAACACGACGAUAGAUGUAUAGAAUUGUCAUCAAUGGGUAUCCGAGUGGAUGAGUUGUCAAUGGAGAGACAGUUGAAAGAAAGUGGUUGUGAAGCACGUAAACAGCUUGAAUAUCAUCAAAAUGUUCUGAAUGGUAUAUAUCCAUUAACGAUAGGUGGUGGAAUAGGACAGAGUCGAUUGUGUAUGUUCUUUAUGGAGAAGAAACAUAUUGGUGAAGUGCAAGUUAGUAUAUGGCCUGAACACGUUCGUCGUGAAUGUGAACAGAAUAAUAUAUUUCUCCUGUAAACUGAACGAAAUCAUUUUCUCUCAGCUUUAUUGUUGAAAAGAAUGUGAAGUGCAUGAAUAUUGAUUGUAUGUAUGUUUUCAU